Serendipita indica DSM 11827 is the source of this 1500-nucleotide messenger RNA. Lineage: Eukaryota; Fungi; Basidiomycota; Agaricomycetes; Sebacinales; Serendipitaceae. The record is from the annotation of a GenBank genome assembly.
AUGAAUCUGGGAAGGCAGUCUAUCAGUGCGACAGUCCCUACCCAGAUUAUUGAUGUUCGCCUCGACGCCGAUUGCAACAUCUUUACGUGCUCGACGCCGUCUGGGUUUGCUGUCUACAGGUCAAAUCCACUGACACUCGUCCGUAAACGCGAGGUGACUGGCGGCACACUAUCUAUUAUCCUUCCACUUCACUCUACUUCACUCCUAUUUCUCGUCGGCGGUGGAGGAUCGCCGCGGUAUGCACCGAAUAAAGUCAUCGUCUGGGACGAUGCCCAGGGAAAGGAAGUAGCUGAACUCGAGUUCAAUGACUAUGUGAGAGGAAUCGCGUGUCGCCGAGGGUUGCUCGUUGUUGCACUCAAGAGACGCGUGAUUGCCUUUGAGAUUACAGACACGGUCAGAUGGCUGCGACAGUGGGACACGGGAAUCAACGAGAAAGGCUUGGUAGCGCUCGCCACAGCGCCUGGAGCUACGCUCUUGGAUCACACUCCAGGUACCGCAAAGGCGACGCGUCCUCCCCCCGUCCCCCCCAUCCGCCGUGAUCCCGUGACUUAUAUCGUCGCCCACACUUCAUCACUCUCGAGCAUUUCCGUCUCAAGAUCAGGUCACUAUGUGGCCACUACAUCAGCGGUCGGCACUUUGGUCCGAAUUUGGGAUGCGCAAACUGGGCAAAAGUCUCAUGAAUUCCGUCGUGGCACAGAUCAAGCACAUAUCUAUGGUGUCGCAUUUCGACCUGAUGAAAAGGAAUGCUGCACAUGGAGUGACAAGGGAACCCUCCAUUUCUUUUCUCUCGAGCGCACUAAUCAGCUGUCGUUGAUGAGGCAUAUUACUGCCCUUUUACCAGUGCAGAAUAACUACCUCAAUUCGGAGAGAGCAUACGCAAAGUAUUAUUUGCCGACGCCUCCAGCUCAUGUAGCUCAUUCCAUGUCUCAAACAAAUCGUUUGGGCACAGCUCAUCCAGAUGCUGGUGACGAAGAGAAAUGGACAGUGGGAUGGAUAGAGGUCCCCGCGGAUACGACCCCAUACUCCUCCCCAGUCAAGACGGCCACACCUUUGCCCUCUGUACACGGAAAUAAAGGUAGAGGACGCGCAAGCGUUCCUGGAUCGCCACUUCGAACAUCUAUUGAUCGUCGAGGGGCUCAAUCACCAACGUCCCCAACACGAUCCCAUCCAAAGUCGCCCCCUCCACCGGAAUACCAACUCGUUGCGCUCACCUACACAGGUGGUUGGUAUCGUCUGUCGUUGCCCAAGAGUAUUGAGGAGCCAGAAAGAUCUGGUACACCAGAGCCAUAUCAGAGGGCUCCCCAGAGCAAGUAUCCACGCCGAACAGAUACAGGUUCGGCUGCGGGAGGAAGCUCUCAAAGCCCUCAAUCUCGUCAGGAGGAAUUACGAAGACGGAGCGAGCCAUCGAGGCGACGGAACAGCGACGCGCAGCGUGUAGACGGGAUGACGUGCCAAGUGGAGGAGUUUAGACGAUUUGGUCGGUGGGAUGGGUGGGGAUGA